This is a messenger RNA of Zingiber officinale, 2905 nucleotides long. Its product is annotated as trihelix transcription factor DF1-like. Bases 391 to 2559 code for a protein of 722 amino acids. NCBI's taxonomy places the organism in Eukaryota, Viridiplantae, Streptophyta, Magnoliopsida, Zingiberales, Zingiberaceae. The record is from RefSeq and is a predicted model, not a curated record. The transcript has 2 exons.
CCGCGCCCCCUCCCCUCCUCCUCUCUCUCUCUCUCCCCACAGCUCGCCCUAAUCUAUUAGGAGUCGAGCAGCAGCUACUGUAGAUUUAGUAGUAGCAGAUGGAGAGCGGUGUGUUCUUUACAAUAGUUUAUAGGUUGCUCUGACCUUCUCUGUUAAGGAAACUCAGCUUCUUUUUCCUCGAUCGCCUCUGUUAGCAGGAACAGUACGUUGUUUUCUAGUUCUUGAGAUUAUAUGCACGUACAAGUGCAGCUACUUGUCCUCCGGACUAAACGAGACGAGAGAGGAGUGCAGAUCUGGUUGAGUUCUUGACCGACUUCGAGAAGGGAAAAGCAUCGAGAAAUAUCGACGCUAGCUAGAGUUAAAAGGAGGAGAAGAAGAAGAGAGAGAAAGAUGCAGUCGAGUUAUGGAGGAGUGUCGGAGAUCCAGCAAUUCAUGGUGGAAAGCUGCGGGCCCGGCGCGCCUCCUCUGUUCUCCAGCACCGCCGCCGACAUCCACUCGGCAGUGGCUGGAGGCGGUAACCCUCUCAAGUACCAGACGCCGCCGCCCCCGCCGGCGGCGGCGGGGCUGCCUCCUCACUUUGCGCAUUUCCACUCCAUUCCUAUCACCCAGCAGCUCUUCCAGCAGCCGCCUCCGGCGGCGGCGCACCAAUUCCAGCUCUUCCAUCCUCACCACCACCAACUGAACUACCAGCCGCUGGAGCCGCGGCGGUUGCAGAUUCCGCACCACCAGCUCGGACUGGACCAGGAUUCCGGCGCCGAGAACUCUGCCUCGUCGGCGCGUGUCACUAUCCCAACUGCCGGCGGCGGCCUGCCCUCGUUUCUGGCUGAGGCCAUGAAUUUUAAGCUGGCUGUGAACGAGAGCAGCGGCGGCGGAAGCCGCGAGGGCAUCAACGAUGAAGAUGGCAUCUUGCGAGGAGGAGACGACGACGGUUCGGAGAGUCGUCUUCAUCACUGGCAGAGAGACGACGAGUCUUCCAUUAAAGAGCUCUCCUGGAGGCCAUUGGAUUUGGAUAUGGACUACAUCAACAGGAAUAAUAAAAGGUGCAAGAACAAGGAGCCGGAGAGCUCGAUUAACGGCGCCGGCAAGGUCUCCAAGAAGAACAAAGAGGAAGUCGGCACAGGGAGCAGCAAUUACAAGAUCUUUAGUGAAUUAGAGGCCAUCUACAAGCCCGGCGGCAGCGGUGGCGGUGUCGGUGUCGGCGGCGUCAAUCAGACUGGCUCCGGCUCGGCGCUCACCGGCGAUGAGACCCCUCUGUUGCACGCCGCUGCCAUGGCUCCCCCGGGACUGGCUGCAGCCUCUGACUGCGUCGGCGGAAUGUCAGAGACGUCGGCAGGAGAGGAGGCUGGGCGGGCAGGGAAGAAAUUCAGCAACAACAGCAGCAGCAGCGGGAGGAGGAGGAGAAAAGGGCGGCGGUGGCAGCGGCGGCUAAGCUCGAUGGCUACCUUCUUCGAGAACUUGGUCAAGCAGCUGAUGGACCACCAGGAGGGCCUCCACCGGAAGUUCCUCGAGGCGAUGGAGAGCCGGGAGCAGGAGCGGACCAGCCGCGAGGAGGCAUGGCGGAAGCAGGAGGCGGCCAACUCCUGCCGCGAGGCCGCGGCGCGCGCCAGCGAACGCAAACUCGCCUCCUCUCGCGAGGCCGCCAUCAUAACCUUCCUCGAAAAUAUCACCGGCGAGAGCUUAAAUCUCCCUCCGAAGCCCCAAUUCUCCGACGAAAAUAACAUUAACAAUUGCAACGACAACAACCUCCAAAUCGAGGCCUACAACGAGGCGGCGUUCGGGGAUCAAGAAAGCAACAAGGUGCAGUUCAACACGACUAGGUGGCCGAAGACGGAGGUCCAGGCGCUGAUCCGCGUCCGCAGCGGCCUGGAGUCGCAGUUCCAGGAGCCAGGGCUGAAAGGUCCCCUGUGGGAGGAGGUGAGCGCCACCAUGGCCACCAUGGGCUACCUCCGCAGCGCCAAGCGAUGCAAAGAGAAGUGGGAGAACAUCAACAAGUACUUCAGGAAGACCAAGGAAAGCGGGAAGAAGCGGCCGCAGCACUCCAAGACCUGCCCUUACUUCCAACAGCUCGACCAACUCUACUCCGCCACCAAGUCCUCUCACAACAAAGACAAUAUUCUCAAGGAGCAGAGGCCAAUAGAAGAAGACGAUUCCGAGAAAAAACACGACGACGACGACACUACCGAACACAAAUUAAAUGACAACUCUGAGCUACUCGACGCCAUCGUCGUGCCUCCGGCCGCCUCCGAUUUCCCAAGCCUCAAGUUCGGCUUCGGCUUCGACUUCAACGACAAAGUGGCCGACGAAAAUACCCAAGAUGGUGGAGCGACUCCAAAUACAGAUCGCAAUGGUGACGAAAACGAAAAUGAAAACGACGAGGAUGAGGAGCAAGUUGGGGAAGAAGAUGAUGAUGAUGAUGAAGAAGAAGCGGAAGGUGAUCAAGAAGGAGAAGCAGAAGAAGGGGAAGGGGAAAACCAGCAACAUAGAACACGACAUCAACUCGAUCAAGAAGUGGACGAACUACAUGACACGAGCCUCUUCUUCCAACGCCUCCAAUCUUGAAGAAAGGGAAGAAAAAAAAAAGGCAAUCGGACUCGCAAUUAUGGUGUGUUCAAUUUCUAUUCUUUUAGGAUAGUACUAGUUUAGCUAGCUAGCUUCAGUAGUCGAACAAUAAUCAUGAGUGUAUAAUUAUUUCCCUACUUAAUUCCCUAGACAUGCACCCUCAAUCACUCAUGAGGGUUGAAGAAGACAUGCUUAAAUAUCUGAUUUCAUCUACUGCUGCAACUGCUUCUGCUACUGCUUUUCUGUAUCUCCGUGCCCUGAAAGAGGUCCAACGUGGUCAUUAGUUUAAGUCGUCGCGUCGUUUCUUUGUCAUAAAUAAAUAUCGAAUCUAGUCACUGUUUUUGCA